Emiliania huxleyi CCMP1516 is the source of this 1491-nucleotide messenger RNA. RefSeq lists its product as hypothetical. The transcript has 2 exons. The coding region runs from base 1 to 1491 and encodes 496 amino acids. NCBI's taxonomy places the organism in Eukaryota, Haptophyta, Isochrysidales, Noelaerhabdaceae. The record is from RefSeq and is a predicted model, not a curated record.
AUGACGCGCCGGUCGGUCUGCAAGGUGGCUGUUGACAUUGAGCCGGUCGACGUCCCGUCGCCAGAAGAGACAGGCACGCGCUGCCCGCGGCCGCGCGGCAUUUGCAUCGCAAGCUCGUUCCUCAGCCGGCUGCCGAUCGCCGCCUUCCUCACAAUCCUGGCCGACGUCACCGCUGCAUCCUUUGGGUCGCUGAUAUUGCCAGCUGCCUUGGGGUUCUCGUCCUCUGCCGGCGUGCACCUCUUCCUUUUGUCCAUCAUCGUGGGCCAGGCGGCGGCUUGCCUCUUCAGCCGGUUCCCGUACGCCACCGCCGGCGCCACUCUCGAGCUCGUUCCUCUCCUCGUUCCAAUCGCCGAACUCAUCGACCCUGCGCUGCCCGUCGCCGCUCGCGCCUCUACGCUUAUCGCCACCUACUCGAUGACGAGCGCACUCGUCGGGACGCUGCACACGUGUGUCGGCCGCUGCAAGCUGGGCGGCAUCUUCAGAUGCAUCCCGCUCAUCGUUCUCAAGGCCGCGCUCGGCGGCGUCGGCCUCUUCAUGGUUGUGGAAGGCCUCGAGACCGGGUCGGGCGGAGAGAUGGAGUGGGGCGCGCUUGUGGGCAAUCCAGGCACGCAGAUUCGAAUCGCGUGCACGCUUGUCCUCAUCUGCGCCCUCGCGGCUGUGCAGUGGCUCGUUCAGGUGCAGUGGGCGGUGGUCCUCUCGGCUCUCCCCUACUCCCUCUCCUGCUGCCUGGUGCACUCGCUCGUGACCAUCACAGACCUCGUCUCGGUCGAGGCGGUCGCGACGGCGCGGCCUGCGUCGCGGCAGGGCGAGACCGAGCGACCGCCGCCCGCGGCCGCCUCCUUCGACCUCGAUCGAGAGCUCAGCUCGAUCGGCAUGGCCAACUUGUUCGCCGCGUGCGUUGGUACCAUCCCCAACUACGUGCAGCUAUCCCCAAGCGUGGCAAACAUGAGCCUGAGUCGCGGCUUGCGCGGUCGUGCGCGCGCGGGCCCGUGGGUCGUCCUCUUUGCCGCCUGCUCCACGCUGGUGGUGUCGGACGUGGCCGCCUCGGUGCCACGCGCGGUCGUUGGCGCCUACAUGGCGCACAUGGGCAUCGGAUUCAUGGGCGAGGGCUUGGAGACCAUCCGGCGCACAAACGACACCGUCGACAAGCUGCUCGUGGUUGUCGUGCCCCUGCUCAUGGCGUGCAACUUCUUGUCCGGCCUGCUCUUUGGCCUGAUUGUCUCGCUCAUCAAGUUCGUCAUCAUCUACUCGCGCGCGCCCAUCGUUCGCGUGCACACCGACGGGCUGCAGUCAAACACGGUGCGGCCCUGGAUGCAUCGCACGUUUCUGCUCAGGACGGAUGUGGAACACUGGCUGACUGGCCGCGAGGCCUCACAGGCCACCGCCAGGCGCGUUGGGCCAGGUACCAAUUUUGUCGAAUUUAUUUCAAAAUCUGGUAUCUGCAGGCGCGGGGCGCCUGCGAAAAUUUUGAAGAAAUUUGCAGUCGCCUGA